UGAGUGCUCUGCCUCUCAGAAAGUGAGGCCUGUCCCCCCACUCCCGUUUUCCAUCUUCCCAGGUACAGUGGUGGUAAAGUUUGUCAGUGUGCUUCCUCUAACCUCCUCUGCCCAUCUGAUUGGUUUUUUUUUUUUUUUAAAGUUGGUGAUUGAAAUGGAGGUUGGGCUGCUAAGCCUUUCACAACCAUUCUGAAUUUGUCUUAGGUCAAUAGUUUUAUGUGAGAGGCAUACUCCAGGGCAGAUUUGACUGGAGGGAAGAGAUGUGGAAGUAGCUGUAGGCUGGAAGACACUUGUUUAGUGAUGAGAGGUGUCUCUUUGUUUAUUAUUAAAGAAAUGAAAAGCGGGAUAAAGGUCUAGGAAAACUCAAUAAAACAUCAACUGAAAUGAAAAUGUCAGGAAAAUAAGAGUCUGUGAAUAGUAAGACACAUGAGAGAAUAUAAUAGAGUUGCAUUACUGUUUGCUUUUACCAGUGAAAGAAUUAGAUGCCUAAUUUUGAAUGUGAAUUGCCUGAUAAAGGAAGUUGUAGAUUGACAGAUGUGAUCUUUCUAUUGAAAAGAUUAAGCUCUUUAUUUUCUUUAAUUACAGAUUAUGUCUACUUUGAGAAUUCUUCCAGCAACCCAUACCUGAUCAGAAGGAUAGAAGAACUCAACAAGACUGCAAGCGGCAACGUGGAAGCAAAAGUAGUAUGCUUCUAUAGACGACGAGAUAUCUCCAACACGCUUAUAAUGCUUGCUGACAAGCAUGCUAAAGAAAUUGAGGAAGAAUCUGAAACAACAGUUGAGGCUGACUUGACUGAUAAACAGAAACAUCAGUUGAAACACAGGGAACUCUUUUUGUCACGCCAGUACGAAUCUCUGCCUGCAACACAUAUCAGGGGAAAAUGCAGUGUCGCCCUUCUAAAUGAGACGGAGUCAGUAUUAUCCUAUCUUGAUAAGGAGGAUACUUUUUUCUACUCAUUGGUCUAUGACCCCUCAGUGAAAACAUUAUUAGCUGACAAAGGUGAAAUCAGAGUGGGACCUAGAUAUCAAGCAGACAUUCCAGAAAUGCUCAUAGAAGGAGAAUCAGAUGACAGGGAGCAGUCAAAAUUGGAAGUUAAAGUUUGGGAUCCAAAUAGCCCACUUACGGAUCGGCAGAUUGACCAGUUUUUAGUUGUAGCACGUGCCGUGGGGACAUUUGCCCGAGCCCUUGAUUGCAGCAGUUCCGUGAGGCAGCCUAGUCUGCAUAUGAGUGCAGCCGCAGCUUCCCGGGACAUCACCCUGUUCCAUGCUAUGGAUACACUGUAUAGACACAGCUAUGAUCUGAGCAGUGCAAUUAGUGUCUUAGUACCACUUGGAGGUCCUGUUUUAUGCAGAGAUGAAAUGGAAGAAUGGUCAGCCUCUGAAGCUAGUUUAUUUGAAGAGGCACUGGAAAAAUAUGGCAAAGACUUCAACGAUAUACGUCAAGACUUUCUCCCUUGGAAAUCAUUGACUAGCAUCAUUGAAUAUUAUUACAUGUGGAAAACUACUGACAGAUAUGUGCAGCAGAAACGUCUAAAAGCAGCAGAAGCUGAGAGUAAACUGAAACAAGUCUACAUCCCAACUUACAGCAAACCAAAUCCCAACCAAAUAUCCACCAGCAAUGGCAAGCCUGGCACUGUGAACGGAGCUGUGGGGACCACAUUCCAGCCCCAGAAUCCCCUCUUAGGGCGAGCCUGUGAGAGCUGCUAUGCUACACAGUCUCACCAGUGGUAUUCUUGGGGUCCACCUAAUAUGCAGUGUCGAUUAUGUGCAACUUGUUGGCUAUACUGGAAAAAAUAUGGGGGCCUGAAAAUGCCCACCCAGUCAGAAGAAGAGAAGUUAUCUCCCAGCCCAACUACAGAGGAUCCCCGUGUUAGAAGUCAUAUGUCCCGCCAGGCCAUGCAGGGGAUGCCGGUCCGAAACACUGGGAGUCCAAAGUCUGCAGUGAAGACUCGCCAAGCUUUCUUCCUUCACACUACAUAUUUCACAAAAUUUGCUCGUCAGGUCUGCAAAAAUACCCUCCGGCUGCGGCAGGCAGCAAGACGACCGUUUGUUCCUAUUAAUUAUGCUGCCAUUAGGGCAGAAUAUGCAGACAGACAUGCCGAGCUAUCUGGAAGUCCACUGAAAAGCAAAAGCACUAGGAAGCCUUUGGCAUGUAUCAUUGGGUAUUUAGAGAUCCAUCCUGCGAAGAAACCUAAUGCAAUCCGAUCUACACCAAGCCUGCAAACCCCAACUACCAAGCGAAUGCUAACCACCCCGAAUCACAUGGCUCUGAGCAUUCUGGGGAAAAGAAACUACAGUCAUCACAAUGGCCUGGAUGCUUAUUCCUUCACAGCCAUGGACAAGAGAGUGAGAAAUUUAUCUCUGAAGGAAAAGUUUGACGUUGUCAAAAUGAUAACCGAAGAGAAGAAGACUGUCAAGGAAGCUGUAAUUAAGUUCAAGUGUGGCAAAACGCAAAUAUACUCAAUUAUGAAAGAAAAGGAUAAAAUAAUUGAAAAAUACAUGAGCAGCACCAAUGUAAACGUCAAAAAAGAAAGGGAUGGAAAUUAUGCAGAAAUCAACAAAUCUGUUUUUGAGUGGUUUCUUCAAGCCUCUGCCAAAAAUGUUCCCAUUUCAGGACGCAUCCUACAAGCAAAGGCGAAGGAAACAGCAAAACUUUUAAAAGUUGAUGGAUUCUCAGCGUCUAAUGGGUGGCUUCAGAGCUUCAAGAAAAACCAUGGAAUCACUUGCAAUGUAGCUUGUGGGGAGUCAAAUGAGGGUGACAAAGACAUUGUUCAAAACUGGUUCACAAAAUUAAAAGAGAUCAUAAGGGGAUAUGAUCCUAAAGACGUUGCAAAUGCCGAUGAGACUGCUCUGUUUUACAGGGCAAUGCCUAACCGGACCCUGAAGAUGAAGGGGGAGAAAUGCGCUCAGGGUCGGUUUUCGAAAGAGCGGCUUACCGUCCUCUUGACAACGUUUGCAGAUGGGACAUUUGAGAAACCAUGGGUAAUUGGAAAGAGCGAGAGACCACGUUGCUUCAAGAACAUCAAAAUUAAUCAGCUUUCAGUCGAAUGGAAAUGGAAUAAAAAAGCUUGGAUGACAGGAGCAAUUUAUGAAGAGUUUUUAAACAAACUCAACAACAGCAUGAAAACACAAAAUCGAAGCAUUCUUUUGUUUGUUGACAAUGCUAUUUGUCAUCGGUCACUGCCCCUGUCCAAUAUUAAAUUAGUUUUUUUCCCACCAUCCACGACAUCUGUCCUACAACCUCUGGAUAAUGGCAUUAUCCAAAAUAUUAAAGUAAACUACAGGAAACUAUUGCUUCAAAAAGUGGUUGCCAACAUCGAGAUGUGCAAGAUGGCAUCGGAGAUUUCAGGGAAAAUAGACGUCCUUGAUGCAAUUUCAUUUCUUAAGCGAUCAAUCAAAAUGAUUAAGGAAGAAACCAUAAGGAAAUGCUUUAAGAACUGCGGUUUCUUAUUUGGCAGUGGUGAUAGUAUACAGAACGAAACCGUCAUUGAGCCAGAUAACAUCAUGCAGAUUCAGGAUGCAAUAAAUGACAUUUACAGUGGUGUUUCAGAAAAUAGGGUCAGUGCUGCAUCCUACGUUGACAUCGACAAAGAAAUUGCUACAGAAAUGGACGAGAUAAACCUGCAGGAAAUUGUGGACUCGCAAUUUAAAGAUGAUGACGAUGAAGAUGAUGAAGACCUGCCGUUAGAAGAACCUGAGCCUUUAAGUCAAACGCAAGUUCUCAGCUAUGUAAAGGCUUUGAAGGAGUUUGGAAAAGCUAAAGGAGACCAAGAGUUUUUGGAUAAGGCUACGGACUUAGAAAUUUGUUUCAAUAAUUUCAUCAAAAAACCAAAACAAACUAAACAGUUGACAUUAGAUGUUUUUAUUAAAAAGUGACUUUCACCCAUAGCUUUGUUUGAAUAGUAUAUGCACAUACCUGUACAUAAUUUUAAUAAACAUACAAGUCAUAAAACAUGGUUUAGUUUCUUUUCCAGCUAUAAAUUCGGAAAGAAAUACUUUCUGGGUGUUUAUGAGGUAGGAUUCUUUAAAUAGAGAGUGAUAGAAA
Messenger RNA from Trichechus manatus latirostris (Florida manatee), 4044 nucleotides. RefSeq names its product metastasis associated 1 family member 3 (gene MTA3). Gene Ontology annotation, cellular component: nucleoplasm; NuRD complex. Gene Ontology annotation, molecular function: transcription coactivator activity; sequence-specific DNA binding; chromatin binding. Gene Ontology annotation, biological process: negative regulation of transcription by RNA polymerase II. The coding region runs from base 483 to 3875 and encodes 1130 amino acids. The record is from RefSeq and is a predicted model, not a curated record. NCBI's taxonomy places the organism in Eukaryota, Metazoa, Chordata, Mammalia, Sirenia, Trichechidae. The transcript is spliced from 16 exons.